ACUAUGCAAGAUUGCAGGUGCCGGAGCACUGUCCCUGGGCGAGCUAGUUGUUGUUGAAGCAGGGUGGCUACUGAACAAGGAAUGACGACCUCUGCACUGGAACAGAGCAAUCUGGAUGUGUCUCACUUCCAUCACACUCCUUAUUAUUGUGAGGAGAAUGUAUACCUGCUUUGCAAGAAGUUAUGCGCUGAUGGAAUAGCAGAUGCUGACGGAUCUGAUCUUUUUGUUGUUUUCAUUUCCAAUGAAAAGAGACAGAUCGCGCUGUGGCAUCAAAAAGCUAGCAAAAGAGCAGAUGGGAUUGUUCUCUGGGAUUAUCAUGUCAUUUGUAUUCAGAGAAGUAGGGGAGGUGACUCACCUCUAGUGUGGGACUUGGAUUCAAGUCUUCUGUUCCCUUCACCUCUAGCUUCAUAUGUGUUGGAAACGAUUCGUCCAUCUUUUCAGCUAUUUCCCGAUUAUCAUAGGUUAUUCCGAGUUGUGCAUGCUCCAGUAUUUCUUCGUUGUUUUGCAUCUGAUAGAAGGCACAUGAAAGACCCUGAUGGAAAAUGGAUUGCAGAACCUCCUUUGCAUGAGCCCAUUGUCGCUGAAGAUGGAACAACACACAACCUGAAUGAAUACUUCACCAUAUCUGCUACCGAUGCCAAUGAUGCUAGCAUUGAUUCUAUCAAAGGUGCAGUUUUUACUCAGAAAUACGGUGUGGUGGUAAAGGAAAAUCGGCUGGAGGAAUUAUUCUCUCAGACCGCCUCACAGUAACUACCUUUUGAUUUCUGGACAUAUACAUACCAAUACUUGGCUUUAAAUGUUAAGAUGCCGGAGUUUCUUUCUAAAUUUUGGUGAACAUUAUUUCACAUGAAAUGUUUUUAAGUACAAUUGUGUGCGCUUGAGAUUGUGGGGGAGAAAUGUACCGAGGAAAGCUUAUCUAGCAUGAUUGUGUAUAUUUUAAACUCAAGGUUGUAAAUAAAAUGUUUACAAUUAUUCCCUGCGACCCCGCAAGUAAUGAUGAAAUGAAAAUAGGAUUCAUGUAA
Messenger RNA from Neltuma alba, 1022 nucleotides. RefSeq names its product protein N-terminal glutamine amidohydrolase. Gene Ontology annotation, molecular function: protein-N-terminal asparagine amidohydrolase activity; protein-N-terminal glutamine amidohydrolase activity. Gene Ontology annotation, cellular component: cytosol; nucleus. The record is from RefSeq and is a predicted model, not a curated record. The transcript has 6 exons. Lineage: Eukaryota; Viridiplantae; Streptophyta; Magnoliopsida; Fabales; Fabaceae. Bases 82 to 750 code for a protein of 222 amino acids.